AUGGUCUAUUUCCCAGAAGCCUCGCGGGAGCGGGAUCUUCAUCGAUACUACCGUCCAUGGCUCGACGCCCAAAGCCUCGUGGAUGCCGACGGCGGUGGCAAGCCAUUGACCUACUCCGGAUUCCAGCCCCAGGCUUCGCGCGACCGUUCCCUGACGGCUUUUGCCCAACUAGCCACACUGCGCCUAGACACGCGCCGGGCCAUGGUCUCGCUCAUCGACUCGAAUCGACAGUACAUUCUCGCCGAAGCAACGCGCACUCUCUCGCUGUUCAAGCCUGUCGCCGAAGAGCCUGAAGACGAAGUCUGGCUGGGCAAUGCCAUCUUGAACAAGACUGAUGCAGUGUGCUACCACACCUUCACCUCGACGUAUGCUGCAAAGGAGGAGAAUGGCGACACGAUCGAAGCCGAGGGCAUGGUUAUACCCGAUUGUAGGCUGGAUCCCCGCUUCGCUGACAAGGACUAUGUCAAGUCCGAGCCUGGCGUGCGCUUCUAUGCAGGCGUUCCCAUUGUUACAAAGGCAGGUCAUCGCAUUGGCGUGUAUGCCGUCUCCGACGAGAACCCUCGCGCUGGCAUUAGUGCCAGCGAACUGCGCUUCAUGCAGGAUGUUGCGGCUGCCGUCAUGGAGCAUCUUGAACUGGCCAAAGAUAGCAUGGACCGGAACAAGGGUGAGCGCAUGGUCCGGGGCUUGACACAGUUCAUCGAGCGCUCCUCGGCCCAGGACAUGCGUGAUGAUGGUAAUCGGCCUACGACCAUGGAGCGCCAGACCGAGAACUCGCGUCUGACGACACUAGAUGAGGAAGAGGAAGGAGGCUCUGGUACAUCGGCACAUGUGACGGCCAGUAGGCAAGCUCAACGCAAGCGUGACACCGAAUCAGAUGCUGCGCGUAUCUUCCACAGGGCUGCUCGUGUGAUACGCCAGAGCACCGAGGCGGAUGGUGUCGUGUUCUUUGAUACGUCGACAGCUGGCAUACGCACUCAUCUCUACGACUACAAUAGAAACGCGGGUAGUAGCGAUGAGAGCGCCACCCACAACACUGACACUGGUGAUUCGACCACGUCGCGGAGGCAGAAGAAGCAGAACUCCAUCAAUACUAGCGGUACAACAGAUACGUCUGGGGUAGACAGCAAACCGUGUCCGGUGAUUGGACUUUCUUUGCGAGAAGGAAACGCAGCUUUGGUGCACACUGACUUUAGCUUCAACGAGGCUGCUAUGGAACGCUACAUUCAUAGGUAUCCUUAUGGCAAGUUUUUCAAUUAUGACGAGGAUGGAAAGGGAGUCAAUUCGUCUGAUGAGAAAUCGGAACGCUCCGAAACAGAACAAUCGGAUCGGACUGGCAAUGGUACCGCCACUGGCAACAAGAAACCGCGCAAGAAGCGGGAAAGUUUUGUUCCCACAGAGUUUCUGAGGGUCUUGCCCAAAGUUAGAAGUCUGAUAUUCCUGCCUUUGUGGGACCCUGCCUCUGAGAAAUGGAUUGCAGGGGGCUUCAUCUGGACCACCCAAGCCGGGAGGCUGAUGAGCCCUGACAACGAACUGCCAUAUCUACAGGCGUUCGGAAAUUCAGUGACCAGCGAGAUUGCACGACUAAACGCACAAAAGGCCGACCGUGCCAAGACUACCUUUAUUGCCUCAAUCUCGCACGAGCUACGGUCGCCGCUCCACGGCAUCCUCGGCUCUGUCGAGUUCCUGCGUGAGACUGUUGCAUCGGCAUACCAGGAGUCUCUUGUUUCUUCUAUCGAGACAUGUGGCAAGACUUUACUUGACACUAUUGACCACGUGCUUGACUAUGCAAAGAUCAACAAACUGCAAAGAGGAAACACCGGCCAUAAACAUAGAACCACUGGACGCAACAAGAGACUCCCAGCUGAUAACUCGAUUCUUGGCGUUACUUCCGAUGUCGAUCUAGCCCAACUAGUCGAGGAGGUGUGCGAUACUGUAUGCGCUGGGCAUACAUUUAGGAAGACACAUCACAUCAAGGGAUCUGCCAUCUACGAUCAGGCUGAAAGCACGACAAACUACAAGAAAGACGCUAGCGAUGGCCAGGAUGUGGAAGGAAGAGACACUCAUGGUUCAGUCGCUGUGUCGCUCAUUGUAGCCCCAUAUGUUAGCUGGAUAGUUCGUUCGCAGCCCGGUGCUCUCCGACGGAUCGUCAUGAACUUACUAGGCAACGCCCUGAAGUAUACGGAUUCUGGUUAUGUUGCCAUCAAGAUGGUGCAGAACAAUACCACUGCCAACUUCAUGAAUCUGUCUAUCAGCGUCGAAGAUUCGGGUAGGGGAAUGUCACCGGAGUACCAGCGAACCAAGCUCUUUUCCCCAUUCAGUCAGGAGGACCCAUUCAGCUCUGGUACUGGAUUAGGGCUUUCGAUCGUCAAACAAAUCAUCGAAUCUCUCAAAGGCGAAAUUGAGGUCAGGAGUACUCAGAAUGUCGGCACUGUCAUCACAAUCAACAUGCGCCUACCGGUUGGUCUGAAGGAAAACGCGCACCAAGACCAUGCCCUUUUAUGCGCACCCCAGGAGCUGAAGGGUACAUCGGUCAACAUUAUUUGCGAUAUGACUGACACCCAAGGUGGUGAACGUGGAAAGAAGACCAAGGAAUCCAUGGAGAAUGCCUGCAAGAACUUCGACAUGAAGAUUAUCGAAUCGAGGCACUCCGAGAAGCUCCCCGACAGAGAAGCCCCGCUUACCGAGGUUGACUUCCUUCUCACAGACUCUGCUUCCCUCUUCCAGCUCAUAAAUGGCGGGUCAAACGCUGGCCGAACUAAUAGAAAGCCAUUGGGUGUGGUAUGCGUCUGUACAGACACAUCUGAAAAGAUAGCCGUAGAGACUCAACUUUCCAGACAUGUCGAUACAUUGGGCUGGAUAAUUGAGGUACUUACGCAACCAUGCGGCCCACGCAAACUGGCCCGGACACUCUUAUCAUGCCAAAAGCGCGCCGAGCAGCACGGUAGCGAACGUCCCAUCAGCCGAUCCAUGAGUUCCUCAAUAGUUCAACCGGACUUCCAACCCCUCUCUCCCUCCCGCAACAUGGCCCAUCGCAGCCUCAGCGACAUGUACCCCCAGGAAGUCUCCAAACAAUUCAACCCAUCAGCCGGCUACCCCUCACCGCCCCUCCCCCAACAAAUGCCUACAACCUCCACCCCGCAAGCCUCCAGCCACAGCGAAACAGGCGAAUACUUCAACCCCCGCGUCCUACUCGUAGACGACAAUGCCAUCAACCUCAAGCUCCUCGUCGUCUUCGCCAAGCGCCAAAAUCUGCGCUAUGAAGAAGCUACCAACGGCCUAGAAGCGUUUAAUACGUAUAAGAAUGAGGCGAAUUCGUCGUCCCCGCCAUCAAGACCCUUUGACUUUGUUCUCAUGGAUCUUAGCAUGCCUGUCAUGGAUGGUCUGACUAGCACACGCAAUAUCCGCCAGUUCGAAAGCGCGAAUGGGCUACCGAAGAGUCAGAUUGUGGCGCUCACAGGCUUGGCUAGUGCACAGGAUCAGAGUGAUGCGCAGGAGGCGGGUGUGGAUAUGUAUCUUGUUAAGCCGGUCAAGUUUGCGGAUAUCAAGAGGGUGUUUGGUGGGAAGUGA
Molecule: messenger RNA, 3567 nt
Organism: Pyrenophora tritici-repentis Pt-1C-BFP
Lineage: Eukaryota; Fungi; Ascomycota; Dothideomycetes; Pleosporales; Pleosporaceae
Product: BaeS, Signal transduction histidine kinase
Biological process (GO): phosphorelay signal transduction system; protein autophosphorylation
Cellular component (GO): plasma membrane
Molecular function (GO): protein binding; histidine phosphotransfer kinase activity; phosphorelay sensor kinase activity
Source: RefSeq, a predicted model, not a curated record